Guillardia theta CCMP2712 is the source of this 3639-nucleotide messenger RNA. RefSeq lists its product as hypothetical. The record is from RefSeq and is a predicted model, not a curated record. Lineage: Eukaryota; Cryptophyceae; Pyrenomonadales; Geminigeraceae. The coding region runs from base 1 to 3639 and encodes 1212 amino acids. The transcript is spliced from 11 exons. Gene Ontology annotation, molecular function: protein binding.
AUGCGAGCAGGAACGGGAUGCAAGUUCCUUCUUGCUUUGAUCUUGUGUCACUGUUACGUGGUUGAGGCUGUUCCCCGCGAGGACUGGGCAGAGCAGUGGUGCGAGUUGAACGACUGCUAUGGGGUGAAGGAACGCGAAAAACGACAAAACACCAUAGAUAAGGUGGAGAAAGAGCAUCGGAAGGCGGCGAGAAGAUAUCAGACAACCGGUGAGAUCCGAGCGAUCAAGACCGAAGCAGUGCAGCACGCGUACUUCGGCUAUGAUGGCCCCGUCCUCGACCAUCCAGCAUUCCCCGGCGUUGCGAACGAGCAUGCGGAACGUGCUGAGAGGCGACAAGAAGAAUAUGCUCAAUCGAUCCGCAAGAUGGUGGAGCAGCGAGCAAUUUCUCCUCCUCAACCCUCGGGCGGAUACCUGCUUCCCAACUCCGAAGAGGCCGCGCAGCUUGCCGUAAGAGAGCAGGAUGACACCGCGAUCGCCAUCGCUCGCAGACGACACGCGGUGAUGAAGAGCGAGGUGAGAAUGGGCUGCAUGUACGACUACUUCGAAGAGCCCUACGGAAGGGAAGGGCAUCGCAUCGGCCGGAUCCUCACAGUCCCCAAACGUGUCAAGGGCUGUGCAGCUGGCUCAGUGUGGAAGGACACGGGAGGAGGAGGAGUUGAGCUUGUCUCCAGGACGGCAGAAUCUCUCGGAAGCGUGUGGAGGAAGGUGAACGGCACCGACCGCGAGUGGUUCGAUGACGUUCCCGCGCCUCCCAAGGAUGUUCCUUGGGCCAUGUCGUGGAAGGAGUGGAGGUCCCAGCAACUCCUUCCCUACAAGCAGCGAGCUCCCCCCCCUUGCGCUCCUGGUUACGGCGGCGCUUUCUGCAAGAUAGAACUUGGAACAGGCGCAGACUACGUGGAUGAAGAAGACGAACCUCCUCCUUGGGCUCAGAUGAACGAUGUGAAGAGGCUGAAGCAGUUCUGGAAGGAGCAGCACAUGCUAGCAACAGGGAAGAGCUUGUCAGGGGUGAAUCUUGACGCUCACCGGCGGGGUUCUCUUCCUCUUGCUCCGCUGGAGUACACGGCAGGGACAGCCGACAAGAAAGCCAUCGCCUCCGGGGAACGAAGCUGUCUCUGCGACCCGACAGACCUGGAGUGCAUCAAGAAGUGCACUGACGCCUCGUUCCGACAGCCCAAGACCUGCUACGACAAGUGCGACCACACCGGCUGCCAUCAGGAGUGCGUUCACGUCCAGCUCUCCUUUGCCAGCGACAAGCCUUCGGUCCCAGCUGGCCCGGAGCACGACAAGCCUAGCAAGGCGAAGUCGAUCGCGAGCGAGCACAAGGCUGAUAAGAAGGUCGAGGCAGCAAAGCAGCUGAGCGGAGAAGAAAACAAGGCGAACGCGGCGGGGAAUCUGAACCUUUGCGAGACCGGUCACUUUUCUAUCAACGGUCAAGCCCCUUGCCAGCCGUGUGCGGCAGGUUCUUAUGCUGCCGAGAGAGGAGCGGUGACAUGCACGCGCUGCGAGAGGGGAUCGUACCAGAACCGGACAGGGGCGUCAAGCUGCGAGACCUGCGGGGGAGACGCUGCGACUGUGCAGGCGGGCGCGACGUCGGCGAAGGACUGCGGGGACUUUGCGAUGCUGACGGGAGUGCAGCUGAUCGAGUACGAGCGACAAGUUGACGACAGCAUCGUCCUUGACGGUUCAGAGGAGAAGGACGUCAAAGUGAACCCCACAGGCAGCGCCAUGGGUCCGUGGUAUGGAGGAUGGCGGAUGCUGGUCUACGGGAAGAAUCUCGGCAAGUCAGCGGAGGACCUCGACGUCAUUCUCGUGGGUAACGUGACCUGCAAGAGGAGCGUCUGGCUCUCUUCCUCCUCCUCUGCGUGCAUGGUACCGCGAGGGAUGGGGUGGAACCUGCCGGUCACGGUAGACCUCAAGGCCAGCUCGGCGACCCUGGAGGGAAAGUUUUCGUACGAGGCUCCGGUCAUCGAGUCCUACCACCCGCGCAACGGAGCUCCUCGCGCUGGCUUCUGGGUCACCAUCACCGGCAGAAACUUCGGGCACGUGGACACGCAGCCAGUGGCUUAUCUGGCUGGGCGAGUCUGCCUGGAGACCUACUGGAUCAGCGACUCGCGCGUCCUCUGCCGGGGACCCCCGGGGGUCGGAGGUCCUGCGAUGCUGCACCACGUGGACGUGACGUUCGAGCCCGCCGAGCACGUGCAGGACAUGCCGAGAAGCUUAAGGAAGUGGGUCAGAAGUUUGCUAGCAGCAAAGAUUUCAACUGUAUCAGCAAAGAAGGAGGCGAACCCUGUAGUGGAGAUCGACGUCAAGGCAGCGGCAGACGCAAGCGACAAGGCACUUGCGCGCACAAGCAUGGAUGGAGAGAAGAGGAGGGCAGACAAGGAGAAGAAGAAAGGAGGAGAUGCUGGAUAUGCGACGACUUCUCUCGCUGCCCUGAAGGAUAAGUGGAAUGAAGAAGAGCAAAGAUUCAAGCAAGAGCUUGCAGAGCUACAGAAGGACAAGCUCGAGCAGGAGGAGGAUAUGAUAGCAUCGUACUUGGUGAUGGUGGAAGACAGAGACAUCAAGCGGGAGCAGCAGGAAGCGGAAGCUCGGAGGAAGCGGCAGGAAGAGUUUCUUGCUCUGCAGGAAGCAGAGCGAGCGAUUAGAGAGCAAGAGUUGGCUGCGAUGAGAAGUCGUGAGCAGCAAGAGGCUUCGCGACUUGAGAAAGCAAAGGGAGCGAUGGAUAAGAAACUCGACAAGUUCAGGAAGGCUCAAGAGACGGCGAGGAGGAAGAAGCUGCGAGCCGAUGCCACGGAGGCGAUUGCGGCUUUGUCCUCGUGUAUCGAGCUUGUCGCCAUGGACUGUAAGUCAGGCAGCUGCAGACUCCUGACAGCUGCUGCUCUCGCGUCCCCUCUCUGCAAGCUGGAGGACCUUGAAAGAGCUUCGCAUCUCAUUCAACAAGCUCAGCUCGAGCAGGAGGAGGAGGCACAGAAGGUCGUUGCCCUCCUCUUUGACCUCCGACGGGGCCUAGAAGAUGGAGAAAAACGUCUGCGCGAGGCUGAGUCCGCACUUGCCCGCGUGCUCGAGAACUCAGCAGAUGCAGGGAGGGAAGGGAAUCGAUGCAGAGAGGCGCUGGGACAGGCGGAGGCUUCUCUCCUUUCUGCAGGUCUUGCUUCAAGAGACGCCAUGGAGCGGGUCAAAGACGUGAGGAGAAGACUGGAAGAGAUCGAGCUGAAGCAUGCCGUGAAGGCGCAAGAGGAAGCCACGAAGAAGGAGGAGGAGGCAACGAAGAAGGAGGAGGAGGCAACGAAGAAGGAGGUUGAGGAUGCAACAGCGACGGGUGGGAAGGAAAGCAUGGUUGUGAUGGACAGAGAGGAAGUUGUUUCGGUGAAAGAAGUGCUGAAUGAGGGGCAAGAGGAGAAAGUGAAGGAAGUCAAAACAAGCGACGAGGAGAUGUCAGUUGCUGUCUGCGAGCAUCGAGAACUCUGCUCUGGAAACGACACGACCAAGAGAUCGCGCCAGCUGCCGGACAAGUGCGGUGUGGGCAUGGCGGUGAAGGCGGUGAAGGCUGGGAACGAGCAAGUGGGACUUGAGGUAACGCGGCUGGUUGACGGCAGCCCGGCGAGCGAGAGCGGAAAGAUCGCCAUUGGAGACAGGUGA